GUGCCGGAUAAUCCCUCAGCUCCCCGCCAAGAGAAGAAGGGGCUCCUUCCAUCCCAGGGAUCUUCAAAGGAACUAAGAGCAGGGAUAUAAACCUCGUUGAGGGAAUCGACCGCAGGGAUCCAAAACAAUUCAAAAGAUCCAACAACAGGGUUCCCAACAAGUCCAAGGAACCCAGCAGGAAACAUCUCAGCAAAAGAGAUCUCAACCAAUCUGGGGCCCAAGCGCAGGGAUCUCAGCCAAACACCCAAGGACCCGGGAGCCGCUGUUUCCGAGAGCUGCCCGCACAGCGGAGCCAUGAAGAUGCCUCUGGCCACAGUCUCCCAGGUGCUCAAGGAAGGUGAGCUGGAGAAGAGGAGCGACAACCUGCUGCAGUUCUGGAAGAGGAAGACCUGCGUGCUGACGGCCGACAGCCUCAACCUCUACCCGGAUGCGCAGAAGAGGUCCAAGGGCAAGGAGCUCAAGCUGCAGAGCAUCAAGAAGGUGGACUGCGUGGAGCGCACGGGCAAGUUCGUCUACUUCACCAUCGUCACCACGGACAACAAAGAGAUCGACUUCCGGUGCUCGGCCGAGGACGCGUGCUGGAACGCGGUCAUCACCAUGGCGCUCAUCGACUUCCAGAACCGCAGGGCCAUUGAGAACUUCAGGACGCGCCAGGAGGAAGAGCGAGCGGCACCCGAGCACGAGCCGCCCAAGCGGCUGGUACGCGCACCCUGAGACGGACCCCUCCAACAACAAAACCAACACUUGAUUCGCGGCUGCACCGCCGACACUUGGACCAAAGGGAGACGGUGAGGACGGGUCCGAAGAUGAAGGAUUGUCCGGGACCAGGCGCGUCCCACAGCCCCCCCGCCACCCUGGGGGGUCUUUGACAGACUGAAAGACCGAGGUGCUGAAAAGGCCAAAGACUGACUUCCCACCCUGAACUCAUGAUUUCAACCUGCGCUUCCGCAAAGGCAGCAGCACCGACACCCGUGUUUAUUUAUUUGUGGACGAAAAGUGUUCCUUCUCCCUUGUACACAAGUAUUCCUUAACUUAUUUUGUACUUCCAUGUGUAUUUAUUUGAAUAAAUAAUAUUUUAUAAAAGUU
Messenger RNA from Scleropages formosus (Asian bonytongue), 1086 nucleotides. It is a transcript of the gene phlda2, whose product is annotated as pleckstrin homology-like domain, family A, member 2. The coding region runs from base 295 to 714 and encodes 139 amino acids. The transcript has 2 exons. Gene Ontology annotation, biological process: positive regulation of apoptotic process. The record is from RefSeq and is a predicted model, not a curated record. Gene Ontology annotation, molecular function: phosphatidylinositol phosphate binding. NCBI's taxonomy places the organism in Eukaryota, Metazoa, Chordata, Actinopteri, Osteoglossiformes, Osteoglossidae.